AUGAAUAUCUACGCUCGCUUGUCCGUUUUGCUUCUAUCCCUAGCUGGACCGACUUCAGCGGUUCUCAACUGCCGGCCGGAGGGACCAAUCCUGCCCAAACCGAGACUCAGCAACUCGUCAGGCAUAAAAGCAGCGGGGGCAAAUCUAACAAAGACUCUCAAUAAUGCUAUCAAGGGGUCCAUUAAAGCAGGGUGGCCUGUUGAAAAUGUGUCGUUUUCCUUGGCUGUCGUGUCUACGGACCAGAAGAAUGCCGGUGUGCCGAUUUGGGAAUAUCACCAUAGGGCGGAGAAGAAUGUGCGAGGUACCAAGAAGGUUACUCGGGACUCGCAGUAUCUUAUUGGAUCUGUGAGCAAGGUCAUCUCGGAUUAUAUUCUUCUCAAGUCUGGAGUUGAUAUUGACCGCCCUGUUACCGAUUUCCUUCCGAAGCUGAAGAGUCCCAAGUCUAAGAUUGAUUGGAGCGGUAUCACGUUGCGGAUGCUGGGAUCACAGCUGAGCGGAGCGCCUACAAACAAUGGAUUCUCAGAAUAUUAUUUCCUCAAAGAUCUCUUUGUGCAGUCCGGAUUUCCGAAGCUCAAGGAUUCUGAUUACCCGUCUUGUGGUGUAAUUGGUCUCAACAAGGGCUGCUCUGCAAAUGAAACCUUAGAUGGAAUGAUUACCCAAUACCCCGUCACGGCACCUAUGGAGAGAGCGGCAUACUCAAACAUUGCGUUUGUAGUUUUCGUCCUGGCACUUCAAGAAGUGACCGGGAAGAACUACACGGAGCUUGUGGCAGAUGUUGUGUCAAAACCACUUGGUUUGCAGAAUACCCUUCCCUCUCCAGGAGAUGACGCAAAGGCGGUCAUCCCUCCCGGAAACAGUACAUGGGGAUCUGAUUACGGCUACAAUGCCCCUGGAGGCGGCUUGGUCUCUUCAGUCGCAGACCUCUCAAAAUUUACCUAUAAGCUCCUCACACGAUCCAUCGGUCUAACGCCAACCCAAACACGACAAUGGCUAAAACCAGAGGCAUAUACUGGAGCAUACAGUGCAGUAGGACUGCCAUGGGAAAUCUUCCGACCUCUCAACCUCACUCCCGCCCAUCCCCAUCCAGUCACCGUAUACGGCAAAGGCGGAGGAGCGCAACUCUACAGCAGCCAGCUUAACGUUGUUGACGAAUACGGAAUGGGUCUGAUAAUGCUCUCGGCCGGCAAUCCAGGAGCUUCCAUCUUCCUAUCAGAUGCUCUUCUAGCGACAUUCGUCCCUGCGGCCGACCAAGUUGCCCGAGAGCAAGCUAAGAAAGAAUAUGCUCGCACCUUCAAAUCUCCCUCAUCCAAAACACAGACCAAGUCUUUGGAAGCGUCAUUCAAGCUGGACAGUGACUCUCUUGUUGUUUCGGAGAUUCGUGAUAAUGGCGAGGACGUCUUUGCUGGCAUCAAGAAGAUGUGGGGACUUACCAUGGGCCAGUACACAGCGGCGUUUGGUUCAACCGUGAGACUGUUUCCCACGGACCUGGCUCAGACGGCUCAGAUGAAUGGCAAGAAUGUCACUGGCGAGGUUUGGCGCUUGUGGCCGGAAUUCGGUGAGGCGAUGGAGUCUGAUCUGCCUGGUUCGAGGCUGAGCUAUGACAAUUGCCUGCAGUGGAGUCUUGGGGAUUGGGUCCACUAUGGAAAGGAGCCGCUGGAUAGAAUCAUCUUUUAUAAAGAUGCCGAUGGCCAUGUUAUUGGUUUGGAAAUGCCUUUCCUGAGGACUGGCGUGAUGAAGCCCAUGUAA
Molecule: messenger RNA, 1746 nt
Organism: Pochonia chlamydosporia 170
Lineage: Eukaryota; Fungi; Ascomycota; Sordariomycetes; Hypocreales; Clavicipitaceae
Product: beta-lactamase family protein
Exons: 4
Coding region: 1-1746 (581 amino acids)
Source: RefSeq, a predicted model, not a curated record